AUGUCUUUUGCUAAUGCACCAGUCUCGAAUAGCUUGAUCAUGACGGCAUUCUCACCUAUCUCAAGUGGUCUCAAACACGAGGUCCUUGAGUCACCUUUCAACCCCGGCGAUGGGUCAAAGGGAUUGAAUACUAAGAUCAGUGCGUCUGAUCAGAAUACUGGGGCCAAAGUAAAAAACUUGAGCCCCGAGUUUUGUCCUCAAUCCGAAAAGCAAAUUGUCUCUGGAGUGCGAGUCCGUGAUUUUCAGAGAAUAAAGGAACUCGAUGACUUUAUAGCUUCUGCUUUAGCGCAAUUUCCAGUCGAUGAAUUCAUCAAAAGGUUCACUGUGGCAAAAGGGAAAUUGCAACAAUUUUACAAAUAUAAGACUCAAAUUGAUGCUGACCAAGGUAAAGAGAUUAACGACAACAUCGAGAUUAUGAAAGUAGAGAUUCUGCAAUCAAAGAAGGUUCUUUCUAUAUUAAUGGAACAAACCUGUGCUUUUAAGCAAUUGAACAAGGACUUUCCGGAGUGCAAAGUGGAGGAGUCAGUAAUAUUCGAGAAACAAUACGUUGUCGAUCAAUUGCAGAAGGCAAAAAUGAAACUAGAAGCACUGGAAAUGAUGUGCGUCAGGCUUCAUAACAUGAUCGAUCAAUGCUCGAGAAUAUUGGGAGGAAGAUGGGAUAAGUAUUAG
Botrytis byssoidea is the source of this 669-nucleotide messenger RNA. RefSeq lists its product as uncharacterized. The transcript is spliced from 2 exons. The coding region runs from base 1 to 669 and encodes 222 amino acids. The record is from RefSeq and is a predicted model, not a curated record. NCBI's taxonomy places the organism in Eukaryota, Fungi, Ascomycota, Leotiomycetes, Helotiales, Sclerotiniaceae.